This is a messenger RNA of Nematostella vectensis (starlet sea anemone), 2475 nucleotides long. Its product is annotated as retinoschisin. The record is from RefSeq and is a predicted model, not a curated record. The transcript has 4 exons. The coding region runs from base 34 to 1020 and encodes 328 amino acids. Lineage: Eukaryota; Metazoa; Cnidaria; Anthozoa; Actiniaria; Edwardsiidae.
AAUAUUUUUCACCGAAAAUAUCAUUUAUUAUAGAUGAUUAUGAUAUGUCCCAUUUUGUUCUCGUUAAUAUUCUUUGACAUUCUUGUUCGUUUUCAAAAGAAGACGUGGAUUAUGAUGUUGUAUUGGUAUUUUUUCUGCAUGUUUCUGAUGGCUUUAACGCCUGUAAUCGCCGCUGAAAAACCAAAAGGCAUUAUCAGAGACAAAGAUGAUUUCUCUCUCGCCAACUUUGUCAAGCAUGAACUUUCACGUCUUAACGUCAAUGUUCUAGAGCGCAGUAUGGUAGAGCAUCCCAUGGAAUGCUGGUUCAAGUGUAUGGAUCUUCUCUCUUGCUUCUCUAUCAACACUGCCUCCAGCCCAGACUCGAGCUCCAGGUACUGGUGUGAGUUGCUGGCCACCGAUAAGUACAACGCCUCGGAUAAGUUUGACGACAACGACACCCUAUCACAUCACUUCAGCAUCGCGCAUCCCUGUCAGGUGGCCACCCAAUGUCUCAACGGCGGCAAAUGCAGGGCUAACUACCACGAUAAUACAGCAAGCUGCGUUUGUCUUCAAGGAUACAGCGGAAAUAAUUGCCAAAAAGUUGCUAUUGGUCUGUACAAUCGAUCAAUAAUAUUGGACAGUCAGUUCAGUGCAAGCUCUUUCAGAGACCCAUACGGUUGGCCUAAGGAAGGGCGAUUGUACAACCGAUACGUACAACAUGAAACCUUCGGAUGUUGGCGCCCUCUGUACUUUCAAGCUGGCGAGUAUCUACAGGUGGAUUUGCUGAGUGUCAAAACAAUCACCGGAGUAGCCACACAGGGCUAUCCUUACACUGAUUUUUGGGUGACGCGUUAUGGAAUUACCUACAACAUAGACGGCCUCACCUGGAACAUCUAUCCACACGAAUUUACUGGUAAUUCUGACAAGGACACAGUAGUGUCGCAUGAUCUUCCAAUUAUCAUAGAAGCAAGACUUAUUCGCUUUGUGGUGAAGGCGUGGUAUGAGGCAAUCUUUUUGAGAGCAGAGCUGUACGCAGGAUGAGAAUUGGAAUUGACUCUGUAGCAGCCUGCUCAAACAUAGUGUAGUCACAGUGGUAGUGAAAGUCAUAGUUGCAAUCAUAGUAGUAGUGGUAGUCACAGUGGUAGUGGUAGUCAUAGUGGUAGUGGUAGUCAUAGUGGUAGUCAUAGUGGUAGUAGUAGUCAUAGUGGUAGUGGUAGUCAUAGUGGUAGUAGUAGUCAUAGUGGUAGUGGUAGUCAUAGUGGUAGUCAUAGUGGUAGUGGUAGUCAUAGUGGUAGUCACAGUGGUAGUGGUAGUCAUAGUGGUAGUCAUACUAGUAGAUUAUACCUAGUUAUAACUCUAAUUAUAAUCUAGCUCUAGUGAAAUUCUGGUAUAGCCAGGUUUGGUAUUAAGAAAGCAAGUGCAAAAAUGAUUGGAAUGUUGUCAAUCAUUGUGGUCACGCAUGAAGUUUGCCAUGCGCACUUAGCACAGCAAGCAUGUAGUGAGUUACCUCCGAAGUCAAUAAUAAUCAUUACGUAGGUCACAGCAAGUCCAAGGGUAACUCACUGGCACGCCCACGUUGGAAGGUCGCCCUUUGAACACCCAUUGGCUGAAAACUUUAUCCAAACGAAACUAACCCCUUUUUGGGGUGUCAGUGAAGGUCUCUCGUUUGGGCUUGCCGUCAUUAGAGAGCAUACAAAAGGGGUGCGGUACGGGGUGCUGAAAGGGCUUAAGUCAAUGCAAUGUAUAUACAUGCCAACCCCAAUUGUUUUUUUCAUACAGGAGAAAUUUUUGAAACGCUAAAAAGCUGGAGAUUUGGUGCUCCAUGCGAGAGAAGAGGUCUAAAAUCUCGAGAGGUGACAGUAAUGAAUGAAGGACACAUAUGAAAUAAAUGUGAUUUUCUUUUAAUAGUAGCACGAGCACUCAAACGGGCAUUUUUUAUAUAUAGGUAUUACUUAUUAUAUAGUUAUAAUAAAUUAAUAUACAGACCCGUACACAGGGGGGUGCAGGGAGUGCGAACGCACCCCCCCAGACAACGGCCGACUUUCGUUUUUCAAUAGACGUGCUAUUUGAAUACAAAACUAUAAAACGAAAGCUAGAUCACUCUGGUAUUUAGUCAAAUCCGACAAUAGACAUCCCAUGGAUUUAAAAGCAUAAAAAAAUCCCUUUUUGUUUUCGCGGAUGGUCAGAUUUUUAUCAGAGAACUCCCUCCACUCCCCCCCCCCCCCACCUCGAAAAAAUAAGGUCCACUUCUUCGGAUUUCACACCCCCAAAGAAAGAUCCUGGGUAAAACUGCUAAUUUCUUGUCGUACACAGAAGAAAUGUAUUUUGUAGAUACAUGUUUUGCCUUUUGAAGUGUAGCUGAGUUUUUAGAGAAACUCACAGUUUAUCUAACAUCCUUGAAUAUUAACACGGAAUCAGACUCUUAGAAAAUGCCCAUCUUACCACUAGAAAUUAAUUAUUUGAAAAAAAAAUACUGUAUAAGCAAUUAAUUCUUAA